UCCUGGGACCAACACAAAGUGCUCCGUCAGAGAACAACCACCAUACUGCAAGAAAGAUACAUGAAAAGACUUAUGAGAGAACAGGGUUUGUCCCAGCAGUCUUUUGUGAGUGCUUCAGAGAGAGCUGCGCACAGUGGAAUAGCUGGGAGAAUGUUUCUCUGGGCUGGAAGCAAAGGAGCUCAAGGAAGUGAGAGAAGCAGGACCAUUUAUCAGAAGAUCCGCGAGUAUGAUAUUUUGGAGAAGAGGAGGACGGUCACAGCGCUGAAGGCUGGAGAGGACAGAGCCAUUCUCUUAGGCCUCAGCAUGAUCCUUUUCUCUGCCAUGAUGUACUUUGUGUUGGGCAUCACAAUGGUGCGCUCUUACUCAGACAGCGUUUGGACAGAGGAGUCAAACUGCACAGUGCUGAACUCUGGUAUAGUUGCUGAGAUUAACUGCAGCUACAGUUGUGGCUCAGAGUGCCGGAAGAGCUCCAGGUAUCCCUGUCUUCAGGUUUACGUCAGUCUGAACGCCACAGGGAAAGUUCUGCGACUGUCUUACAACGAGGAGGCCCAUGAAGCCAACCCUGAGUGUUUUUACAUCCCGAAGUGCCGCAAGGAUCAUACGCUGAUGCACACUAUCGUGAUGAACAUCUCCGAGCGACUGAAGACGCACCAACAGGUUUUGUGUUACUACGACCCCUCAGAGCAGCAGGACAGCGUCCUCCUGACACGUCUCUAUGCGGGGGCCAUCAUUACCUCCCUCCUCUGGCCCACGUGCACGCUGGUGGGGGGCACGCUCAUCAUCGCAAUGGUCAAGCUCACUCAGUACUUGUCCUUCCUGUGCGAGCAGAUCAGCCGCAUUAAAAGGUGA
Messenger RNA from Megalobrama amblycephala (Wuchang bream), 849 nucleotides. It is a transcript of the gene s100p, whose product is annotated as calcium-activated potassium channel subunit beta-2. Gene Ontology annotation, molecular function: calcium-activated potassium channel activity; potassium channel regulator activity. Gene Ontology annotation, biological process: potassium ion transport; detection of calcium ion. Lineage: Eukaryota; Metazoa; Chordata; Actinopteri; Cypriniformes; Xenocyprididae. The record is from RefSeq and is a predicted model, not a curated record. Gene Ontology annotation, cellular component: membrane; voltage-gated potassium channel complex.